This is a messenger RNA of Brugia malayi, 117 nucleotides long. RefSeq lists its product as uncharacterized. The transcript is spliced from 2 exons. Lineage: Eukaryota; Metazoa; Nematoda; Chromadorea; Rhabditida; Onchocercidae. Bases 1 to 117 code for a protein of 38 amino acids. The record is from RefSeq and is a predicted model, not a curated record.
AUGUCACUUAGCAUUCUGAUUUCAAAUUCAUACUCAAUUUAUGCUUACUUUGAAGACUACUACACCGUAGUCUGUGCAAAACUUAUGGAGAAAUAUAGAAAUAUGAAUAAAAGUUGA